AUGGACGAUAAACUAGAUUUUAGCCCCAGCGCUUUCGCAGCCGAUAUGCAACUGCGUACUCGAAAAGCCCGUAACUUCGACAAGGUCGAGCAUGACCUGCCCGAUCCCAGAUCCGCCGCUUUUCAAAAGUCACAAGCCGCCGCCCUCUCAUCUUCUGUCAAUGUGUCAGGAUGGCUCUCGCGCCUCGCAGGACUGAACCCUUUUGGCAAAGCUGUUGAUGCUGGUGAUAUCGUGUGGUUGAUGGAUAACACGGCAUAUCGCAACCCCGAAACCGAUCAGUGGGAGGCCGAGUUUGUCGCUGCAGUGUUUGAGAACGAACCCAGGUGCCGUGUGGCAGAUAUAGUGUCUGGUAUUGCUUCGACGUUGGGUUUGGCAGAGGAUGCAGCUGAGCGCGAUGUCAUCGAGGAAAGAAUCAUCCCGUUCCUUUGGGACAUCCAAGCGGCAAGGGUUUUCUGGAUUGAACACAAGAAGAAGGAGAUUAAGCUUGGUCCUACGAGUAUCAACGGUAUCACUACGAGCAUCGAGUCUGUCGAUCGCCAGCACAAGGGGUCUACAAUUGAUGCAACAGCUUUGGUGCCUCACGCAACAAAGGGCAUUCACGACAUGCAGACAUACUAUGCAGGACCUGAGGGCUGGGCUGUUAUAUCAGAUGUUGAUGACACAAUCAAGGUCACUUUGACCAGCGACCCUCUGGGCAUUCUCAAGUCCACCUUCAUCGACGAGCCAACUCCUGUUCCCGGAAUGCCUGAGCUUCUGUCAGAUUUGCAGACUCUCCUUCCUCGCGACACACCCUGGUUCUACCUCUCGGCAUCACCUUACAACUUGUACCCCCUACUACGCGAGUUCCGCGACCGCUACUACCCUCAAGGCCAACUUAUCCUGCGCGACUCGAGCUGGCGCACGGUGGCGGGCUUGUUGUCGGCUCUCACCAUGGGAACCGAGGAGUACAAGACGGAUCGCAUGAAGAAAAUUCACUCAUGGUUGCCCAAGAAGAAGCUGAUUCUUAUCGGAGACUCAACUCAAUCCGAUCCCGAAGCAUACGGCGAGAUUUACCGAACUUUCCCGGGCUGGGUAAAGAUGAUUCUCAUCCGCAAAGCUACUGACGUUGCAGCUGUUGGCAUCGAAGAGAAGAAUCAACUUGAGCGCUUCGAAAAGGCGUUCAAGCACGUACCUGUUGAAGCCUGGCACGUAUUCGAGGAUCCUAGCGAGUGCCGAGGCAUUGUUAAGGAUGUCAUUCGUGGCAGGAAGUGA
This is a messenger RNA of Fusarium sp. VM40, 1251 nucleotides long. The record is from the annotation of a GenBank genome assembly. NCBI's taxonomy places the organism in Eukaryota, Fungi, Ascomycota, Sordariomycetes, Hypocreales, Nectriaceae.